Adineta steineri is the source of this 1269-nucleotide messenger RNA. Lineage: Eukaryota; Metazoa; Rotifera; Eurotatoria; Adinetida; Adinetidae. The record is from the annotation of a GenBank genome assembly.
AUGGGUUCACAACGAUCAUCUAUGCCAUCGAUAUUCUAUAUUUAUCGAUGUAUUUCAUCAAUUACUCGAAAUCGUCGUUAUCAAUUGCAUAUUCUUAUUACAAUAAUAAUCUAUCUCAUUAUUUAUAUAUAUAUUCAAGUCAAAUUAAUACCAACAAAUCGAAAUUCGAUUUCUUGUAAAAACUAUUCUCAAAAUCUAGUAUUAAACAUCAAGGAAAAGAAUGAAAGUUUUCAAAUUUUACCUUCAGUUAAGAUCUAUACUGAACAAAGAGUAAUAUUAAAUCAAUCAAAUGUAAUUAACAUAUCUCAGGAAACUCGUCUACGUUAUUCAUUCAUUGAUAUUGAUGCUCUUAAUAUUAAUACUAAUUUCCUCGAUGAAAUCUAUCAUCCUUCAACAAAUUUUAAUAUCAAAUUUCCAUCUUCAAAUAGUCAUUCAUAUUCACGUUUACUCAAUAUGAAAGGUAAUUCAUCAACAAUUCUAUACAAUCGAAUUCCACAAUGUUAUGAAUUUACAAUGGGAUUAUUAUUAAAACAUGUGUCUUAUCUUCAUUCAUUUACAUAUAUACCAAGUCAGAUAUAUACUCCAUUUUCUUAUAAUCAAACAUCAUUAAUAUCAAUAGCACGAUCAUUAACUAAUCAUAAAUAUAAUCGAUUAUUAUAUGAACGACAUAUAUAUUUUUUUGAUUUUUCUAAUUUAACAUUUUCUGAACAUCCAGUAUGGAUUAAUUUAGUUCGUGAUCCAAUCUAUCGAAUUGCAUUAGAUUUUAAUAAUUCACGUGAAAUUUGUCGAUUGACAAAUCGUUGUUUUGUAAAUAAUAAUACAAUAAAUGAUACACUUGAUAAAUGUGUUUUAAAAUAUCCACCACAUGUAUGUAUUUCACAAGAAAAUGGUGUCUCAAAAAUGAUACCAUUUUUUUGUGGAUUAACACAUUCAAUAAAAUGUCAAGAUGAUUCAACUUUUGCAUUAAAACAAGCAAAACAAAAUAUUGACUUUUUCUAUACAGUUAUUGGUAUUGCAGAAGAAUUUUAUUCAUUUUUAUAUGUUCUUGAAAAAUUAUUUCCACAAUAUUUUAAACAUGCACGUCUUAUUUAUAUGAAUACACGAGAUUCACAUCAAUUGGCUGAUAACAGAGAUGUUAAUAUUCAACUUCCUAAUAAAAUUACUAUUAAACUCCUUGAACCAUAUCUUAAAGACGAAUAUGAAUUAUAUAAUUAUAUUAAGAGACGUUUUCUUGAUCAAUAUCGUAUAUUGACUGAAAUGGAUAAUUAA